Penicillium samsonianum is the source of this 648-nucleotide messenger RNA. RefSeq lists its product as uncharacterized. The coding region runs from base 1 to 648 and encodes 215 amino acids. The transcript has a single exon. The record is from RefSeq and is a predicted model, not a curated record. Lineage: Eukaryota; Fungi; Ascomycota; Eurotiomycetes; Eurotiales; Aspergillaceae.
AUGCCGCCACUCAAUGACAGUGAGCAACGUCAGCGUAUGCUCACAGCUCUCAGGCGCCAAAUUCACAAUCUCCGCUCCCACCCAGAGAACCGCUCGCUGGUAAUUGCAAGGCUGAACGCAAUUUCUCGUCUGGCACGCAUAUGUGCACAGUUCGGGAAGGAUGCUCGUUUUACGCAGCUUUGUAACACUAUCCAGAGCGGUAUGCCCGGACAAAUCGGUCUGCUCAAGAGUGACAUAGACUGUAACGUUAUAGUUGCAGAUGCUCUCGAUCGAAUGAUUCUUGAAUCUUCCUUGUUUCCUCGUUCUAUCGCUGUUGUCAAUAGAGCCGAUGAGAAGGUUGACGAAGUGGCUGACCAGGAGGCUGGUGUAGAGUCUAGUGAAGAGGAAAGUGAGAUGGAUUCCAGCGAUGAUAACUAUAUCGCACGAUUGCUCCUUGGUUCGAGCUGGGCUAAACCGAUAGUUGAUUUUCCGGAGGAGCCAUAUGGGGAAAUUGGGGUGUCUGCUACAGACGGCAGUGAAUACGAAGGUGAGAUGGAUCCCAGCGAGGAUGACUAUAUUGCACGCCUGCUCCUUGGUCCGAGCUGGACUACACCGAUUGCUGAUUUUGCUGAGGAGCCAUAUGGGCGGAAGAAGGCGUCGGGUAAGUGA